UAAAUUUUUCGAUGGUGCUUGUCCCCAAUAUGUUUACAGCUCGCAGUUUGCGUGUAUCGAUUGACAAGCGAAUUUCUCACCGACACAGACUUACAUAUUGCACCGUCCACAUCUUUCUGUUUUGCUCUUCAGAUUUGAACCGAUUAUAUUUUUUGGUUUAUAAUUUCUUUAUUUGAAGGGACUUAAGGAAUUUUAAGAACUUCUUUAGCGGGAAGUUUUCAAAUAUGAAAACAUUCAAAAAAUCGCAAGUGGCGAGGGAUUGAUCCCAGUUCUUGAUGUUGCGGUUCCUACGCUCGUGCGAACAACAACAAGAAAUAGUUGAAGACGACGUUUGUCAGAGGAAUUAGUGCGUUGGUUGUUUCUAGGCAACAGCCAUCGUUGUUAGUUACACGGAAAGACCAGAGGAAGCUUAAAGCUUUUAGUUUUAAUAUAAUCUACAAAACAGUCACUUGUUUAUUUGUCUCUGAACGAAAACACACAUGAAAUAGAGUAUCACACACACACACACUCACACCACUAUACAUAUAUCAUAAUUCAAAAUGUCUUCUAAGAAGAAAUCUACGAAAACUGCCAAAAAAACUAAGAAAAAAGACGGCAAGCUGGAAAAGGAUGAGAAAUUUCAGAAAUCACUGGUUGAACUGAAUGCCAUGAAAGAUUACAUUGCUCAGCGUGAUGUAAUGCUUAUGGAAAGUUUGGCAGCCGGCGAAGAACGGCACAAAGAGCUGAAUCUGUUAAAAACAGAUUUUGAGUCACAGAAAGGUGAUUACAGGUCAAUAAGAGCUGAUAUGGCACGGCAGUACAAAACCAUGGAAUCUGAAAUGAAUGCAAGGAUACUUGUUUUGGAAACUGAGUUGACGACCUGUCAAAUAAAGUUAAGUGAAAAAGAAACAGAAUUAGUACAGGCGAAAAAAAAAGCUAAACUUCUUAUGAACCAGAAACAGGAAGAAAUUGAGAUUUUUCAGCGGAAGAACAAUGCAAUGGAGAAUUCCUACAAAAACAUACUUCAUGGGGCUUUGGAUAAACUUGUGUCGAAAAUGGAGAUAUCAAAAGAACAAUGGGAGAAACGAGCCAGAAUGAUUCAGGCCAAAAAUAAGAAAGUAUUUCUUGAAUUUGGCUUAAAUCCACUUGAUUUGUAAUAUUUUUGCCUCAAGAUUUUCUGCUCCACAAGAGAAUGGAAGAGUAGAGUUGGCCUCACCAUCAUGAGAUAACAAGCAACUAUGAUGGCACUUCUUGUCCGUCCAGCUUUACAAUGAACAUAAACACACUGACCAAGUUGUUGAUAAUAGCUGAUGAAAGCCAGAGCUUGAGUGACCUGCCACAAGCUGGGUGUCCCAACGAAAUCUUCAACUUCCAUUCCAAAGACAACAUAAUUGUAGAGGUGAAAAGGAAAAAGUGAGAAGGAGGGAAAGAGAGUGAAAAUUAAU
This is a messenger RNA of Octopus bimaculoides (California two-spot octopus), 1424 nucleotides long. Its product is annotated as dynein regulatory complex protein 12. The record is from RefSeq and is a predicted model, not a curated record. NCBI's taxonomy places the organism in Eukaryota, Metazoa, Mollusca, Cephalopoda, Octopoda, Octopodidae.